AUGAUCCCAGACAUAGAAUCCACCACGCCUCGAAUUAAACUUUCGCCAAACGGAGUGAAUCCUGUGUGGAACAGAUACUCAGACUCCUGUGGCGUGGUUGACAAUUUGGCAAUUAAAUUCCUAAAACGAGAAUUUGAUCAUUCUAUAAUUGAAAUUAAGGGACUAGAUGUGAGUUUUGUAAACGCUAUUAGACGCAUUUUAAUAGCAGAAGUGCCAUCGCUGGCAAUUGAAACUGUUAUGGUCUGGCAAAACACGGGCCUAAUCCAUGAUGAUGUAUUGGCACAUAGGCUGGCUUUGGUGCCUUUUAACGUAGAUCCUGAAGAAAUCAAUUACAGGGGGCACGAGAAUUUGAACGAGUCGAAUAGCGUAUGCUUCGAAUUAAAAGUGGCGCACGAUGCUAACUGCAUAGAGAAAUAUCAGUCUGUCUACACUUCACAGCUAAAAUGGAUUCCACUAGGCGAUGAACAGCAUAAGCGGUUGGGUAAAAAUCAGCCAAGGCCUUUGUUUGAGGAUAUAUUACUCACAAAGCUUGCUCCUGGUCAACAAAUAGAAUUAAAGGCGUAUCUUGAAAAGGGCAUCGGACGAACCCAUGCCAAAUGGUCAAUUGUUUCAUCUGCUACAUACCGAUUCUACCCGCAUAUAGAUAUUUCAUCUCAGUUAACCAGGGAUGAGUCAAAGGAACUAGUGGCAACUUGUCCAAUGAAUGUUUUUGCCCUUGACCAUAAGGGAAAUGUAAUUGUGGAAGACCCACUUAAGUGCACUAGUUGCCGUGCGUGUAUAGAAAGGUUCAAACAAGUGACUAUUACAAAGGUGACAAACCAUUUCAUCUUCAGUAUUGAGACGUGUGGGCCCAUUUCCAGUUGGGAUGCUUUUGUUAAAUCUGUGAAUAUUUUAAAAAAUAAGGGGGAUAAGCUCAAAUGUAAAUUGCUUGAGUAA
Messenger RNA from Babesia microti strain RI, 936 nucleotides. RefSeq names its product DNA-directed RNA Polymerase III subunit C5. The transcript has 4 exons. NCBI's taxonomy places the organism in Eukaryota, Apicomplexa, Aconoidasida, Piroplasmida, Babesiidae. Bases 1 to 936 code for a protein of 311 amino acids. The record is from RefSeq and is a predicted model, not a curated record. Gene Ontology annotation, cellular component: RNA polymerase III complex; RNA polymerase I complex. Gene Ontology annotation, molecular function: protein dimerization activity. Gene Ontology annotation, biological process: DNA-templated transcription.